AUGACCCUCAGGGCGAUCCGGUUGGUUUUCCCAUCGGUGGCUAGCGCUUUGAAAACCGCAAAUGCUGUUCAGAAGGCAUCCCUGCAUAUGACAGCGGCAAGGAAGCUGGAGUACGGCUGGUGGGCGUACGCACUGGGGGAGAGGACCACGCCGCGCUUGAAACCAUCCAGCAAAAUCAUUUCGGUGGAUGGCAAUUUGGCAUCAGGAAAAGGAGCGCUGGCACAGAAGCUGGCAGACAGGCUAGGGAUGCUCUACAUGCCUGAACCCGACACCUUCUACUUGGACAAGAUGUCUGGAGAUAAGCAGCCUCUCCCAGUCGACUUCAAUGGGAUGUGCAGCCUGGAGAAGUUCUACACUGACCCGAAAGCCGCUGACGGGAAUAGCUACAGGCUGCAGCUGUGGAUGUACGGCAUUCGUCUGAUGCAGUACUCAGACGCCAUCGAACAUCUGCUUACUACAGGCCAAGGUGUCAUCCUGGAACGUUCACCAUUCAGCGAUAUGGUGUUCCUGGAUGCCAUGUUUAAACAGGGGUACAUCAGAAAAGAAUGUGUGGAGCACUAUAACGAGAUAAAACACAUCAGCAUCUGCGAGUUCCUGCCUCCACACCUCGUCAUCUAUGUGGACGUUCCCGCUGAGGAGGUGCAGAAGAACCUGACGCAAAGUGGCAAGGCUUACCUUCAAAAUGUGCCACUGGCAUAUCUGAAGAGCAUCGAAGACUGCUACAAGAAGACAUUUCUACCACAAAUCAGUGAGACGUCUGAGCUGCUGGCGUACAACGCUACCCAAGCACAAGAUAUUGAGAGGGUGGCAGAGGACAUUGACUAUUUGAAGUUUGAAAAAGGCCCAUGGCUGGAACAGGAUGAUGUCACCUACCAUUACAUGAGAAUGCUUGUUGAAGACAAACAUAAGGUGGCAUCAUUGACCCACAUACCCAGGUUCCUGCCCGAGAUCACCAUCGGAGGGCACGACUACCAUGAUAAAUACUACGCUUUUAAAGCGCUUCCUGGGAAGAAAUAUGCUCAAGGCUAUAAUGCCGACAUUGGAGACAAGUACAUUUGGCUCAAGUGA
Molecule: messenger RNA, 1068 nt
Organism: Nerophis lumbriciformis (worm pipefish)
Lineage: Eukaryota; Metazoa; Chordata; Actinopteri; Syngnathiformes; Syngnathidae
Source: RefSeq, a predicted model, not a curated record